Messenger RNA from Scutellospora calospora, 390 nucleotides. NCBI's taxonomy places the organism in Eukaryota, Fungi, Glomeromycota, Glomeromycetes, Diversisporales, Gigasporaceae. The record is from the annotation of a GenBank genome assembly.
AUGGCCUCAGACGAUGAUUUAAAGCUUCCAACUGAAAUCAAAAUUGCUAUUAACUGUGAUUCUUUUUGGGAUUCUCUUACAAUAUUAUAUAAAUUACUUUGUCUUUUUUGUGGAGCUCUUGAUUUUAUGCAAUACGACAAAGCUCAUCUUCAUAAUUUUGAUACUGAGCCAAAUUGUUUGCUUCGCAAACUUGAACUUUAUAAACAGCAAAAGUAUCCUUUUACUGAAAAAACCUUUAACCAUUUUAAAGGAGAUAUAGUUCUUUGGUGGUCUUAUAAUUCUAGUGCUAUACCAGAACUGUGUUAUGUUGCAUGCCAAUUAUUUGGUAUAUGUGUUACAACUACUUCUAAUACAAAAGUUGUUGCAAUAAGUCAUACUGAAAUCUUAUGA